Molecule: messenger RNA, 2218 nt
Organism: Pan troglodytes (chimpanzee)
Lineage: Eukaryota; Metazoa; Chordata; Mammalia; Primates; Hominidae
Gene: H2BC3
Product: H2B clustered histone 3
Exons: 3
Coding region: 887-1267 (126 amino acids)
Cellular component (GO): nucleosome
Molecular function (GO): structural constituent of chromatin; DNA binding; protein heterodimerization activity
Source: RefSeq, a predicted model, not a curated record
UUCUCUUCAUAUUAAUGUCUGGGAUUUCGGACGCUUUCCGUGUUGUUGGUAGUCAAGUUGAUGUCUCCUGGAGGUAGUGGCAACAUCCAGCCCUGGGAGGAGAGUGCGUGCAGGUUGGAGUGCAAUGGCGUGAUCUUGGUUCACUGCAGCCUCCACUUCCCCGGUUCAAGCAAUUCUCCUGCCACAGCCUCCUGAGUAACUGGGAUUACAGGCACCUGACACCAAACCCGGGACGGCCUGAAUAUUGGACAGGAAGCCUCCCUGAGCAAUAGUGACGUUGCCCAGCUGCUUGUUGACCUCCUCGUCGUUGCGGAUGGCCAGCUGCAGGUGGCGGGGGAUGAUGCUGCGGGUCUUGUCACGUAUGGCGCUGCCCACCAGUUCUAAAAUCUCGGCGGCCAGGUACUGUAAGUACACUGGCGCACCGGCUCCGACCGGCUCAGAAUAAUUACCCUUUCGAAAAAAAUGACGGACUCUGCCCUAUUGGGAACUGCAAGCACGGUAGCGACAAACAAGUUUUUGCUUUAGCUCCAUUUUCCACGUCCGAAAAUAGCGACCUAUGAAAGCAGCGGAAAACUGUGAAAGACAAGCAAGCUGGAAUGGCGCCUGAACAAAUCCUUUUAUACAAACUGCAAGGCUGCAAUAGGAAGCUAUCCUAUUGGUCAAUUCUGUUUGGUGCUUUACCCAAUAGAAAAAGAUAACAUAAAUUCCAUAUUUGCAUAAACCCCACCCCUCAGUGAAACCGUGUUUCUUUUGUCCAAUCAGAAGUGAGGAAUCUUAAACCGUCAUUUGAAUCUCAGGACUAUAAAUACAUGGGCUCUGAACUGUUCUCUGUACUACUCUGUAGUGGAGAGUGUUAGUAGCUUUUCUAUUCUGUUUAGGAAUAGCAAUGCCUGAACCCUCUAAGUCUGCUCCAGCCCCUAAAAAGGGCUCUAAGAAGGCUAUCACUAAGGCGCAGAAGAAGGAUGGUAAGAAGCGUAAGCGCAGCCGCAAGGAGAGCUAUUCUAUCUAUGUGUACAAGGUUCUGAAGCAGGUCCACCCCGACACCGGCAUCUCAUCCAAGGCCAUGGGGAUCAUGAAUUCCUUCGUCAACGACAUCUUCGAGCGCAUCGCGGGCGAGGCUUCUCGCCUGGCUCACUACAAUAAGCGCUCGACCAUCACCUCCAGGGAGAUUCAGACGGCUGUGCGCCUGCUACUGCCUGGGGAGCUGGCUAAGCAUGCUGUGUCCGAGGGCACUAAGGCAGUUACCAAGUACACUAGCUCUAAAUAAGUGCUCAUGUAAGCACCUCCAAACCCAAAGGCUCUUUUCAGAGCCACCUACUUUGUCACAAGGAGAGCUAUAACCACAAUUUCUUAAGGUGGUGCUGCUGGUAUUCUGUUUCAGUUCUAGAGGAUCAACCGGAAUGUUAGCGAAGGCAAGUUUUAGAGCCAAGGUUAACUUGGACGGGGCCGUGCGCGGUGCCUCUUGCCUUUAAUCCCGGCAAUUUGGGAGGCCGAGGCGGGCGGAUCACUUGAGGUCGGGAGUUCGAGACUAGCCCGGCCAACAUGGCGAAAGCCUGUCUCUACUAAAAUACAAACGAUAGACGGUCGUGAUGACGCUCUUUCUCAUCUGUCUUAGCAAACUUAUUUGUUCCCCCUGGGUAAGCCUUCGGGUACUAUGUAUAAUUCCUUUGAUAAGGUCACUACUGCCUCCCUGGUCUAGUACUGGAAACGUUCCUUUCUGGAUAAUGAAGCAGGUAAUGGAAUUCAGGGCAUAGUGUUCCUGUGGGGGUCAUUAGCCGUUAACUUCUUGUGAGAUGCGGGGGAGGGGAGCAGAAAAGUCUAAGCGACAAAAGGGCAUGUAGGGAUAUUUGCUCCUGCAGCUUGCCUGUGCUGUAAAUUCUUACUUCAAGUAUUGAGGAAACAAUAAGCGAAGUCUGAUUUCCCGGGCGCCCUUAUACGGAAUAUUUCCCGCUCCACAAAAUGAAAUCGCAGUAGUUUUGAGUUAUAAUUGUUUAUGAAUGACAACAGCUAUGUAGUUUACAUAUUUCAUGCAUCCCAGAAAUCCAGAUUCCCAUUUCCUAAGCCACUUAACGUUCUGAUUUCCAGCUCUGCGAGAUACAAAAGGGUUUGGAUUUUGUGCCCUUCCCCAUCUGGCGCCACUGCAAAGCUUACUAGGAGGGCCCCACUUGGAGAGGGAAACCUUUUUCGAGAAGUCCAGGACGCCAAAAACAAUAUAGCU